This is a messenger RNA of Adineta steineri, 1389 nucleotides long. Lineage: Eukaryota; Metazoa; Rotifera; Eurotatoria; Adinetida; Adinetidae. The record is from the annotation of a GenBank genome assembly.
AUGUUAGUGUCUUCACAUUGUGUAAGUCGUUCAUCGUCACUGGUAACUAAAUAUUUUACCAAAUGUUUCCUAUCAAAUUUGGUAUCAAAACGAUAUUUACCACUUGAAAAUAGUCUUGGGAUUAUCUCAAAUUUACACACACGUUCAUUUCAUACAUCAAGUCAACGAAAUAAAAAAGAUUAUUAUGAUGUUUUAGGCAUAUCAAAAACAGCAACUGCAAAAGAUAUUAAAAAAGCUUAUUAUUCAUUAGCAAAACAAUAUCAUCCAGACACAACAGAUAAGAAAGAUGCAGCAACAACAAAACGAUUUCAAGAAGUUUCAGAAGCUUAUGAAGUAUUAAGUGAUGAAACUAAACGAAAGAAUUAUGAUACAUAUGGUAUGGGUAGUGAUCCAUUUAGUUCUAGUCAAGAAUCAUAUCCCGGUGCUGAUGUUCGUGGACGUUCAACUGAUCCAAAACAAGGUGGUUUUCGUGGUUAUGAAUAUUAUCAAUCUCAAGUUGAUCCUGAAGAAUUAUUUCGUAAAAUCUUUGGUGAUGCAUUUAAUCGAGGUGGUUUUGGUAAUCAUGAUUGGAUGGAUGAACCGGAAGAGAAUAAAUUUGGUAGACAAGGCAUAAGUCAAUUAGCACUUGAUUUAACAUUUCAAGAAGCAGUUCUUGGUUGUAAUAAAGAUGUUAAUGUUCGAAUUGUUGAUGUAUGUCCAUCUUGUGGUGGUACUCGAUGUGCAGCUGGUACUAAACCUCAACCAUGUCGAACAUGUAAUGGAACAGGCAUGGAAACAAUUGAAACUGGACCAUUUUUCUUACGUGCUACUUGUCGAACAUGUCAUGGUCGAUGUGAAACUAUUGCUAAACCAUGUUAUGAAUGUUCAGGAAAAGGAAAAACAAUACAAAAAAAAUUUGUAACUAUACCAAUUCCAGCUGGUGUGGAAGAAGGACAGGCGAUGAGAGUUAAUCUUGGUAUAUCCGAAGUAUAUGUUACAUUUCGUGUUAAAUCUAGUGAAAAAUUUCGUCGCGAUAAAGAAGAUAUUCAUAGUGAUAUAAAUAUAACUAUUGCUCAAGCUGCACUUGGUGGAACAGUUAAAGUACCAGGAAUUUAUGGAGAACAUGAGUUACAAAUUCCGCCUGGUACACAAUCUCAUCAACGUUUUCGUUUAGCUGGUAAAGGUAUAAAACGUCUGCAAGGUUCAGGAACAGGUGAUCAUUAUGUUCAUGUAAAGAUCAAAAUUCCUACACGAUUAACAAAUGAACAAAAAACAUUAUUAUUAUCAUUUGCUGAACAUGACAAAGAUACUGAAGGAACAGUAAAUGGUUCAUCAAAAACUAAAACACCGGAAAAACCAAAAGAAAAAGAAGGUUUCUUUCAAAAAAUCAAAAAAGCAAUUUUCGAUUGA